Molecule: messenger RNA, 644 nt
Organism: Gryllus bimaculatus (two-spotted cricket)
Lineage: Eukaryota; Metazoa; Arthropoda; Insecta; Orthoptera; Gryllidae
Source: the annotation of a GenBank genome assembly
AUGCGCAUCCUGCGGAGUGGAGCGGAGCGCUCGCCCGGGCCGCCGCCGCCGCCGCCGCCGCCGCCGCCAGGCCUCGAUCCCCGCUCAACAGCUGAGAGUUGUUUUUUUUUGUCUCCUGCAAAAUUUAAUCAUUCAUCAGCUCCUUCACCGGGGUCAGAGAUAUUUAUUCGGACUCGGACAUUGGUGGAUGAAAGCCACGCUCUCUCGCGCGUCGCCGCAGCUCUGAGGGAAGAUGGCGCCGCCGCUCCGGCCAAGUCGCACAAGGUCGGGCUGCGCGCGCGCCUCCUGCGCCGCAUGAAGGGCUGGUGCAGCUACGGCCGCAGCGACGCCGCGCCGGGCCUCCACGAGGAGGACGAGGGGGAGCAGGAGGAGACGGGCUACGUGGAGAGGCCCGCCGCCCCGCGCCCGCUCAGGAUCCGCACGCGCGACCUCUUCAACUGGAGGCGAGAGUUCGAGAUGGCCGUCGGCGACGUGCUGCGGGUGGCCGUGUGCGGCGGCGAUGCCAAGGCAAAGGCCAAGGCCAAGAUUCCACGUCGCAUUUGAUAUAAGUAAGCAAUUGCACUCUCACUUUUAUGCACUUUUAGCGAAGAGGAGUCAUUGAUUGAUGACUAUUUUUAAAUGUAUAAUAUUUAUCUAAGAAUAUA